AUGUCGAAUAUUUGCAGGUUGUGUUUACAAAAGGAAGAGAGUAUAAUGAAAGACAAUAUUUUUGACCUUCAUCUGACUGAUACGUUUUAUUGGAUAUAUGGGGUAGAGGUUGAGGUUGCUGAUCCUUUUCCCAAGUCGAUUUGCAGAAGAUGUCAAAACAUAACAAAUUUCAUUGUUCGAAUUCGAAAACAGUUCCAGACGAACCAGUUCAUUCUGAAAGAGAAGAGAUGUCCACCAGACUAUAAUGUUGAUGAGAGCAGCAUCACUAAGGACGUUGGUACAUGUACUGACAACAAUUAUAGUACUGAUAGAAGUAAUAGGAUUCUAAUAUCAUAUGAUACUCUUGCAGAGUUGAGUCAACCAUUUGUUAAAGUCAGGAAAUUAGAAGACACUGACAUUCGUAAGGAGUAUCAGAGAAUCAGCAAGUAUGGUUUCAGAAAAAGGAAAACUUUCCAGAAACGACAGGGCAGUUCCAUACUGAAUGGCGAACCAGGACAAGAUUGUAGGGCUCAGAAUAAGUUCAACAAAAUGUUAACGCCUUCUGUAGUGCCACCUAGUAUGAAGAACUCUUUUGAAAGAAGGGUUGAGGUGAAAACUGAACCGACAGACAAACUCGUAAAUGUUGCUACAAAUACAAAUGCGAAUUCUCCAAACGUAGAGACAAGAAAAAGACCUGUUCUGAUUUCUCGCGCGACUAAUACUAAUAGUAAAAAUAAUGCUGCUGCAGACGCGACUUGUGACGAUGUAACACUAGUUUCUGCUAAUAUUUUCGAACAGUUGUUUUCCCCUGUGAUAAAUAUAAAACGAUUGGAAGACAGUAAUCUCAGUGGGAAUUAUGAGAAAGUCAACGAAACUACUUACAGAUUGAUACCUCCUCAGCUGGAGCUUCAAGGUCAAGACGAAGAUGAAACGAAGAGGUUGAGCUAUAUGGACUAUUAUUACAAAUUACCUACUUCGGCAUUGAAGGAAUUGAUUAUUGAACGCCAUAACGAAUUCAGUGGUGAUCAAAACUCGAUCGCUAUAAAUAAUUGUAAAGAAAAGGCAGUGUCUUUGUUCAAAAUGAAUACAGAUGUGCCUCAACUCGAAGUUUGCGGGCAGUGUAAUCAAGCAUUUAAAACUAAGGACUUGUUGAACAUCCAUCGCCAUUUGAGGCAUAGGAAUUCGAAAACUACAAUCAAGCCAAUUACCAAACCUCGUAGGCGUAGACCGCGGCUCACCUAUAAGUCUAAAAAGUCUAAAAAUAAACAAAUUCAGCCCAAAAAUGAACAGCAUCAAACAGUGACAGUUGCCGAGCCCACAACGAACAGCAAAAUCGGUUCGCUACGACCAAAGAUUACCGAUUUAUUUUCAUCUCUCGAACAUUCGAAAUUCAGUCACAAACAACUGUGGCUCGACGAAACUCUCAGCGAGGAUCAAUGGAUUGCCAAUAAUAGAAAAAAUGAACAUUCAACUCCAUCUGAACCUCAACCAAAGACCCUGCAAGCAGCAGCUAUAACUGAUGAAAUAUCUCAAGAUGCUGGUGAAAAAAAUUCCUUGCGCUUCGUGAGACGUUUGGACCCCAAAAUCAACAACUUGAACAAUGCAAAGAAAGAAUCUACCAAAGAAUCGCCAAAUGGGACACGACAAUUGCCUUUUCUGAAGUCCUAUCUGAUCGAAGAUAUACCCGAAAAUAAACCUUCCGAGAUUCCGAAGUAUAACCUACCGCGAUACUCUAACCCCACAAAAUAUUCGGCUGUCAAGAAAUCUGCUCAGCCCAGUACCUCGAAAUGUUCCCCAGCGACAAUUAAGUUUGCAAAUAAACAAAUCCCGAGUAUUAGCAACAACUCACCAGGGAAUAGUGCUGAAGCUUCUGCAUCGAACUCAAACAAAAAUAAGAUUCUGAUGACGAAUCGCGGAGUGAAAUAUACCGUUUCCAUAUUGAAACCUGGAAAUAAAUCUCCCACUCCUCCCCCAGUGAUAGAUGGGCCAAUAUUCGGGAUGGAGCCUUCAACAUCCAAAGCUAUAAGAAAAACCACAUCGGGGUUUACGAAAAAUGGUGGCCCAACUUCAAAUUCGAAGGAAAAUUGGCAGUUGGAAAGAAUAACAGUGGAACCGCCGAAACUUUCAUCUGUCUCUACUUCUACUCCUAGUACUUCGAGUGUUCAGCAGGAGAUUGUGUGGUUUCCUGAAAUAAUGGAAGACUCUAGAGAAUUGAGAAACGAAAUGGAAUCCGAUGAAGUUAUCGUGGUGAGUUCGGAUGAGGAGUCCUCUUCUGAUUCCAAUGGAAGAAACUAUCUGAGGACGUUGCGAGAAAAAUUGACUUCGGCUUUGAGUUCACCGAUGAAUCCAGUCGAAGACACUAUGGACGAUAGUGCGACAGUGUUCAUAGCGCAGAGAUUUAGUGAUUUGAAACAAACUCGUACUCAGCUAGAGACGAUGAGAAACAUUCAGACAGCUUUGUAUAGGGAGAUUGAGACUGGUGUAGUUAUGGAUGCGAGAUAUGAUAAGAUUAUGAAUUUGUUGGCGAAAUAA
Messenger RNA from Phaedon cochleariae (mustard beetle), 2511 nucleotides. The record is from the annotation of a GenBank genome assembly. NCBI's taxonomy places the organism in Eukaryota, Metazoa, Arthropoda, Insecta, Coleoptera, Chrysomelidae.